GUUGCGAUUAUUACGACGACGGUGCCGUUCCCUUUAAAACUACAACAACGUGUAUUUCCGGUUUGCUGGUCCGUCACUUUAAUACCCCCGUAAGCAAACGUAGGGAGAAAGAGAAGAAAUAAUGGCAACAAUGAUCGAGGAAAACGGUCCUUCGAGUCAUGUAUGUCAUAAUGAUUUUUGGUUUUAAUACUCAACAUGAUGCUUUAUAUUAUUUAAAGAGUCAAAGUGUCAAAUUACGGAUUUCCUGGUGCAUAUUUUGGUAGAUUAUGUCUUCAGUUGUAGCUUAGCAUUAGCCGGUAGCUAACGAACAAGGUGCAGUAUGAUGUGUUUAAUGUUGUUCAAAACUACAAAACCAUUGCCUUUAUUCUCACUGUUAUUGUAAAAAUAACAUAAAUAGUCGUUGUCCUUAAAGCCUAUUACAUAUUCAAAAUCAGUAAACGGUCUACUGUUUGUAUUCAAGGCUCAAAACCCUUCACCUACAGUAGUGUUGUGUCGUUCGCGAACGAUUCGUUAAAAAGAACCAAAUCACUUCCUCAAGUGAUUCGUUCGUUUCUCUCUUCAGUUGAGCUGAAGUGAGAAACAGCAUUGCCAGGCCAGCAGCCAGCAAACCAGGGACUGUAUGCACCAACGCCUGAAUCACUUGGCGAACGAAUCACGCAUUGAGACUGUGAAUUGAACUGAAUCCUGAAACGUUCAGCUGUGUAUCAGUUCAGGAGGUCGGCGUUGCAGGCCUCUCCCGCCAAGCGUUAAAUGACUUUGUGAUUUGGUGAACAAAUCUUUUGAACGAAUCUUUUUAGUGAACUGAUUCUAGUGAUUCAGUAUAUCUAAAAGAACUGCCAUGCCCAUCACUAACCUACAGGUGGAAGUUAACUUGUGCUAGUCCACGUAACUUGUUAGUGUAUUUAUUUGCUACCUUUCUGUCCCCUCACAGGAGCAGUCUGAAGUGUCCUCCUCGUCCCAGGCUAGACAGAAACUGGAGGGUCUGCUGAACAAGAACAUGAGGAUCCGCAUGACAGAUGGACGGACACUGGUGGGGCUCUUCCUCUGCACAGACCGAGACUGUAACGUGAUCCUGGGAUCAGCUCAGGAGUUCCUCAAAUCUACAGGUGGGUUAGGAAAAGUGGUGGACAACGUACACAACUUCAUUACCUGAGUCACAGUGUAGGGACUCUAGGAAACAAAUCAUAGAAAUACAUAUUCGAAAAGGAGUGAGAAGAAGAAUAAUUUAUAUCCACAACCCCUUGCCUUUAAAUAAUGAUUACCUACACCAAGCUUCCUUGCAACUUCUUUAGAUGUACCUGAUACUUAUAAAUAAAGUACGUUCAUUACGUUACAAAACAAAAUCUACAUCCACUUAAUACAGCACACACAUAAAAACAACAAAACAAAAUAAAAUGAGGAAAAAACAAAAGAAACAAUGACCUCAUAACCCAAUAAGUGAAAAAACAAACAAGCUGCCAGCCUAGCCUGUGGUCAAAAAACAAAGGCUACUUGUGCGCCACACCUGUCUCAAUUAGUGGGCACCUUAAAUGUCCUUUUGCGCCACCUACAGCGCCACACAGGUGAACUCUGAGAAUGGCUCCUUCACUAUAAUUAAAAAAAAACCUCAACAUUAAAACAUCUGAGGAUUUUUAAACUGCUCAUGAAACAGACUGAAAUUAACCUUAAUGACUUUUUAUGACCAACAAAAACAAAUCAGAGGAUUUCUUUGCUGAUGUCAAAGUCUGAACCCGCUGCCUCAAGGUAGUUGUCAAGCAAAGGGUUUAGGUCUUGUUUGCUUCAGACUCAUGUCACGUUUUUUUCUCAGACACAUUCUCUCAGGGUGAACCCAGAGUCCUCGGCCUGGCCAUGAUCCCCGGUCACCACGUGGUGUCCAUCGAGGUGGAAGCAGACAGUCUGGAGGAUGCACAAGGAUUUGGAGCCAACUGUUGACGAAGACCUGCACAUGGAUUGGGACUGUUUCUCAGAGCUCGGAGCAGAGUGGACAUGUUCACUGCAGGAUUUUUGUCACUUCACCUCUACAGACGCAGAUGCAGAACUCCAGCGUCAGGAUUCUGCUUGAGUUGACGCUCCCUGCUGCUUCUUGAAGAUAUUUACAGUGAUGACUGUACGAUAUAGGAUGGGUGUUGACUGGCAGAGUGUGAGCAGACUGCAGGUACAUUGUGUGUGAGUGUGUGUGUUUGGGGGAAUAUUUCAGUAUGGUGUUCAGAUAAUGUCUGUUUCAUGAUGUUUUCCAGUGUUUGAGACUCUUUUAUUGUCAUCGACAAAAUAAGGAAAUAAAAGUGACGAAUGGUUGCUGCUACUUUG
Messenger RNA from Xyrichtys novacula (pearly razorfish), 2307 nucleotides. The record is from the annotation of a GenBank genome assembly. Lineage: Eukaryota; Metazoa; Chordata; Actinopteri; Labriformes; Labridae.